UCGAAAUUUAGACUCAACUCGGCUCUGUUUGGUGUUUAAACCACACAAUCGACACUAGCUUUGUCUCAACUACAAAUUCCAAUAUAAUUCUGUCGAAAUUUAGACCCAACUCGGCUCUGUUUGGUGUUUAAACCACACAAUCGACACUAGCUUUGUCUCAACUACAAAUUCCAACUUCUAGAUCCAACUUGGACAAAACCAAAUGUAUGGGGAAGUUGUCUCCUCGUCGUAGCUUCUAUUCUCUGCGACUUCUAUCUACAAGCACGUCGGCAUCAGCUUUUAUUCGUCGAGACACAACAAAAUCAAUUGAGUUUUACAAGAAUCUGUGCUCCACAGGACGCGUAAAAGAAGCUUUUGAGACGUUCAAAUCUGAGAUAUGGGCAGAGCCAUCCCUGUUUUCUCAUCUUCUCCAGGCAUGUAUACCCGAAACCUUGUUCUCUCAGGGAAAACAGGUCCAUUCUUUGAUAAUCACAUCUGGGUGUUCGAAAGACAAGUUCGUCUCCAAUCACCUCCUAAAUAUGUACUCCAAAUCCGGGGAUAUGGAAACCGCUCUGACACUUUAUGGUGUCAUGCCAAGGAAGAAUUUUAUGUCUUGUAAUAUUUUGAUAAACGGGUAUAUCCAAGUUGGGGACUUGGAUAGUGCCAAUAGAGUGUUUGAUGAAAUGCCUAACAGAAAUGUAGCUACUUGGAAUGCCAUGAUCACUGGAGUUACCCAAUUUGAGUUUAAUGAAGAAGCUUUGGGUUUGUUUAAAGAAAUGCAUGAAUUGGGGUUUUUGCCCAAUGAAUUUACUCUAGCAAGUGUGCUUAGGGGGUGUGCAGGUUUAAGGGCUCUGCAUGCUGGGAGGCAAGUUCAUGCUUAUGUGGUGAAAUGUGGAUUUGAAUCCUAUGUGGUUGUCGGGAGCUCUUUGGCUCAUAUGUAUAUGAAGUCUCUAAGCUUGGAUGAAGGAGAGAAACUGAUUAAAUCAAUGCCAGCUCGUAAUGUGGCUGCUUGGAAUACACUUAUUGCAGGGAAAGCUCAAAAUGGGUAUGACGAGGUAGUUCUCUAUCUGUAUACAAUGAUGAAAAUGGCAGGUUUUAGGCCCGAUAAAAUUACCUUUGUGAGUGUUAUCAGUUCAUGUUCCGAGUUGGCAACAUUGGGACAAGGACAGCAGAUUCAUGCUGAAGUGAUUAAAGUUGGUUCUAGUUCAGAUGUUGGGGUAAUUAGUUCCUUGAUUAGCAUGUAUUCGAGGUGCGGAUGUUUGGCAGAUUCUGUGAAAGCGUUCUCAGAACAUGAAGAAGCAGAUGUCAUAUUGUGGAGCUCAAUGAUUGCUGCUCAUGGAUUUCAUGGACAGGGAGAGGAAGCCAUCAAGUUGUUUGAACUGAUGGAACAGGAAGGGAUUGAGGCAAAUCAGGUGACGUUCUUGAGCUUGCUUUAUGCUUGCAGUCAUUGUGGAUUGAUGGACAGAGGGAUUGAAUUCUUUAACUUGAUGCUGAACAAGUAUGGAAUACAGCCAAGACUACAACAUUAUACUUGUGUGGUUGACCUACUUGGUCGAUCUGGUCGUUUAGAUGAAGCUGAGGCUAUGAUAAGAUCAAUGCCCGUAAAAGCAGACUGCGUCAUAUGGAAAACUUUGUUGUCGGCAUGUAAAACUCACAAGAAUGCAGAUAUGGCGAAGAGGGUUGCAGAAGAAGUUUUUAAGCUUGAUCCUCGAGAUUCAGCUUCUUAUGUUCUACUUUCAAACACUCAUGCUUCUGCUAAGAGAUGGCAGGAUGUUUCCGAUGUGAGGAAAGCCAUGAGAGAGAGGAAAUUAAAGAAGGAACCAGGUAUAAGCUGGUUGGAAUUGAGGAAUCGAGUUCACCAGUUCAUUAUGGGAGAUAAAUCUCAUCCAAGUUCCUUGGAGAUUGACUUAUACUUGAAAGAAUUAACAUCAUCUAUGAAAUUGCGGGGUUAUGUGCCUGAUAUUGCCUCUGUUUUGCAUGAUAUGGAUAGUGAGGAGAAAGAAUACAAUUUAGCACACCACAGUGAGAAGUUGGCUAUUGCAUUUGCUCUUAUGAACACCCCUGAAGGUGUGCCAAUUAGGGUGAUGAAGAACUUGCGUGUCUGCAGUGAUUGUCAUGUUGCUAUCAAAUACAUAUCAGAGAUCAAAAACCGAGAAAUUAUUGUUCGAGAUGCUAGCAGAUUUCACCAUUUCAAAGAUGGGAAGUGCUCAUGUGGAGAUUUCUGGUAAGAAGAGGCCGUGCUGCCAUCCGCAAUCAACCAGAUAAGUUAUAUUCCUCGGAUUCUGAAUGAUAUAAUUUGUUGCUGGAUCCAUUUUUGUUCUCCAAACCACAUUGUUCAAACUUCUCUUUCCUUUCAACAAUCUCCGCCAAUUUAGUUGAGUUCAAGCGUCUGAUCACGGCCAAAUUUUCGAUAUUUUUUAAGUUAAAAGACCCAGCAACUGUCUUGAUUCUGGCUUCUUCCCAACAUGGUACAACAAGGAUUCAGAAUACAUGGAUGGAUAGCAGAUGAGGAUGUCUGAUACUACAGAGAGCAAAAAGUUGCUGCGGGUUUAACUGCACUUGAAGCUGCGACUCCAUACUUGUCCAUGGUUGCUGCUGUAAGCUACACAAUCAUUCCUAAUGUUAAACAAGGGCAAGCUCACCUUGUGAGCAAUAUUAUUCAUUUUUUGUGAGGGGAUAUGAGAACGAAAAUAAUACUCAAAUUUGCAAUGAUCACUCUUUUGGUUAUUUU
Molecule: messenger RNA, 2710 nt
Organism: Tripterygium wilfordii
Lineage: Eukaryota; Viridiplantae; Streptophyta; Magnoliopsida; Celastrales; Celastraceae
Product: pentatricopeptide repeat-containing protein At2g41080
Exons: 1
Coding region: 207-2207 (666 amino acids)
Biological process (GO): RNA modification
Molecular function (GO): RNA binding; protein binding; zinc ion binding
Source: RefSeq, a predicted model, not a curated record